Hippocampus zosterae (dwarf seahorse) is the source of this 1038-nucleotide messenger RNA. RefSeq names its product WD repeat domain containing 83 (gene wdr83). The transcript has 9 exons. Gene Ontology annotation, biological process: mRNA splicing, via spliceosome. NCBI's taxonomy places the organism in Eukaryota, Metazoa, Chordata, Actinopteri, Syngnathiformes, Syngnathidae. Gene Ontology annotation, molecular function: protein binding. The record is from RefSeq and is a predicted model, not a curated record. Bases 20 to 985 code for a protein of 321 amino acids. Gene Ontology annotation, cellular component: catalytic step 2 spliceosome.
CCAGGACGUUGAAGGCACCAUGUCGUUUCCCCUCCCCAAACCUCAGACCCCUCAGCUUCCUCAACAUCUUCUCCGAACCAUCGAGUGUCAACAAGGAGCCGUCAGAGCAGUGCGCUUCAACGUGGAUGGCCAGUACGUGAUCUCCUGCGGCGGCGACAAGUCUAUGAAACUGUGGAGCGGCAGCCGAGGGACACUGCUCAAGACCUACAGCGGCCACGGAUACGAGGUGCUGGACGCCGACGGGUCAUUUGACAACAGCAACAUUUGCUCGUGCAGUUCCGACAAGACGGUGAUCCUGUGGGACGUGGCCACGGGUCAGGUGGCUCGCAAACUUCGAGGACACGCCGCGAGAGUCAACUGUGUGCAGUUCAACGAAGAGGCCACGGUCAUCCUGUCGGGCUCCUUGGAUGGGACGGUGCGCUGCUGGGACACCAGGUCCCGCAAGAAUGAGCCUAUCCAAAUUCUGGAUGAGGCCCGAGACAGCGUCAGUAGUCUGAAGGUGUCCAAAUACGAGCUGCUUACCGGGUCUGUGGAUGGCCGAGUAAGACGUUACGACCUGAGGAUGGGGGAGCUCCACGUGGACUUCCUCAACAGUCCCAUCACCUGCGUAUGCUUCAGUCAGGAUGGCCAGUGCACGCUCAGCUCCAGCCUGGACUCCACGGUUAGACUACUGGAUAAGAGUACGGGAGAAAUGCUGGGAGAGUACACGGGACACAAGAUGAAGGGAUACAAGCUGGAAUGCUGUCUGUCCUGCAAAGACACUCACGUCCUAAGCUGCUCCGAGGACGGACACGUCUACUUCUGGGACCUGGUAGAGGGUUGUUUGUCACUGAAGCUUCCUGUGGGCAAAGCGGUGGUCCAGUCUUUGUCCUUCCAUCCUACGCAGCCGCGACUCCUUACAGCCAGCGAGGGCCGCGUGCAAUUUUGGGCGGCCGAGCCAGAAGAUCCCGACGGGGGGGGGGACGCCGACGCCAUUCCAACGUGAUUGACAUCUUCAACGCAACUGGAUAUUUGCACUGAUCGUCGUAAAAUAGAAUU